Messenger RNA from Podarcis lilfordi (Lilford's wall lizard), 9261 nucleotides. The record is from the annotation of a GenBank genome assembly. NCBI's taxonomy places the organism in Eukaryota, Metazoa, Chordata, Lepidosauria, Squamata, Lacertidae.
AUGAGCCGGGACUACAACGACCUUGCGACUAUGAGUGAGGAGGGUGACUGUGAAAUUCAGCUCCGAAACGGUAUGUCGGCUAGGUGGGAUUUUGACGUGGGCAAAGAGGGAUAUGGGGAAGCAGGUCUACAUAGGGAAAGGCUAAUAAUAAUAAUAAUAAUAAUAAUAAUAAUAACAACAACUUAUUAUUUGUACCCUGCCCAUCUGGCUGGGCUUCCCCAGCCACUCUGGGCUGCUUCCAAAAAAAUAUUAAAAUACUGUAAUACAUCAAACAUUAAAAGCUUCCCUAAACAGGGCUGCCUUCAGAUGUCUUCUAAAAGUCUGGUAGUUGUUGUUUUCUUUGACAUCUGGUGGGAGGGUGUUCCACAGUGUGGGCACCACUACCAAGUAGGCCCUCUGCCUGGUUCCCUGUAGCUUUGCUUCUCGCAAUGAGGGAACCGCCAGAAGGCCCUCGGAGCUGGACCUCAGUGUCCGGGCAGAAAGAUGGAGGUGGAGAUGCUCCUUCAGGUAUACUGGGCCUUUGGGGCCAUUUAGGGCUUUCAAGGUCAGCAAAGACACUUUGAAUUGUGCUCAGAAACAUACUGGGAGCCAAUGUAGGUCUUUCAAGACCGGUGUGAUAUGGUCUCCGCAGCUGUUCCCAGUCACCAGUCUGGCCUGUCUCCUUCUGGCCUGUCAGCUAAGAAUAGCCAUGGGGUCCUUGUGCGAUGGGUGAGGACCAAGGAAGUUAGUGAAGCUAGCUCUGUUGACCCAUGCCUACCUUCCCGAAAGAGCAAGGACUAGUUCAAGAUUGAUUACUUCCAAGAAAUGAGCAUACCAUACAGUCACAUCCGACACCUACAAAUCCACUGCAACUCUAUAAAAUGUAGGCGGACUCCCCACUAGCCUUUUUCUCUGUAAUUGGGAUAGGGGUUCCUUGGGGCUACUGUGCCUUCAGUUAAAAUGUUCCUUCCUUCUCUCCACCACAUGCCAUAGUAGCUGUGAGGUCUUUUGGCACUUCCUGCUGAGUGUUGCUGAGGGAUUAUAGUGAUUAAGGUAAAGGGACCCCUGACCAUUAGGUCCGGUCGUGGCCGACUCUGGGGUUGCGGCGCUCAUCUCGCUUUACUGGCCGAGGGAGCCGGCGUCCAGCUUCUGGGUCAUGUGGCCAGCAGGACUAAGCCGCUUCUGGCGAACCAGAGCAGCGCACGGAAACGCCGUUUACCUUCCCGCCGGAGUGGUACCUAUUUAUCUACUUGCACUUUGACUUGCUAGGUUGGCAGGAGCAGGGACCGAGCAACGGGAGCUCACCCCGUCGCGGGGUUUUGAACCGCCGACCUUCUGAUCAGCAAAUCCUAGGCUCUGUGGUUUAACCCACAGCGCCACCCGCGUCCCAUCCUUAUGCCAUAUAAUUAUGAACUAUUACUGAUCACACUAUAACUAAAAUUUGUAAUUCAACAAAUCAGUAUGGCAAAUUCAGCCCACACUUUCCCCUGUCUCAUAAUCUUUCUGCCUCUGAUCCCUGUCCCUUCUCCACCUCCUCUUCCUCUCAAACUGUGGCCUGCUUUCCACCCUUCCUUCAGUCACCCUCUUUCUGAGCUUCCCCUCCAUCUAUGAACUCUGCUCACUCCCUGGCCUUCCCUACAAAACUCCUCCUUUCCUUUAGGGCCUGUGUGAAAUCACUUUCCCCCUGGGUGACAAUUUCCCCUUCCCUCAAAGAAGCUGGCCUGCAAACAUCCCGACCGUUUUUACUGCCUGGUUGCUAGGAAUGCUCAUAAACAUCACAGCAUUGCAGCCAAGUGGUGUCAGAAGUGUCAAGCAACGUUGACAGAUAAAUUACUGGAGAAGAUCUAAAAUGCAAGCUGGAGUUGAGGGUGGAUUCCUGACCGAUGUCCCUUCUCCUCAGCCUCCCAGAAACGCCCCCCGGGCCUAUCAUGGAGGCAACGAAUCUGCCCCAGCCGUCGCCUGGUCCUGAUCCUGCUGGGAGUGGGCGCCAUCCUCACCAUCGCAAUCAUUGUCUUUGGCGCCAAAGGUGAGUUCUUCAUCAUUUGAAGGGAGAACGUUUAAGCCUGUCGUAGCCUCCAGUCUGGAUUGCUUUAAAAGAGGACUGUGUAGAUCCAGAAGGACAUGUCAUAUGUUCUUAUGUUCUUGCCCCCACCCCAGGCAGUGACCACAUCUCUCAGUUAUUGGGGUUGAAGGAUGAAAUCACAAGCAUGAAUCAAAGUGUUGGUGAAGGGAUGGUUGCUUCCCAGCACAAGGGUAAGUGAAGGCAGCACUGUGGGUUCAAAGGAAAGUGAAACCUGUUCUUUUCUUUUCUUUUUCAAUAUAUUUUUAUUAUUUUCAUUAAUAAAACAUAAAAUAUAACAACAUUACAAUAAUCAAUCAAAUGCAUUUGCUCCGCUGAGUUCAUGACUUCCCUCCCUCCCUUCAACUGGUUUCCUUCUUCCUCAUAAAUUGUACACACCUUUCUAUUGUCCGUUUCUGUCCUUUAAUACAUAUCCAAUCCUUCUAUUGUCUAUGGUCAGAUACUAUUACUAUACAGUCAUACCUCAUGUUACGUUUGCUUCAUGUUACGUUUUUUCAGGUUGCGUCCCGCGGCGACCCGGAAGUACCGGAAAGGGUUACUUCCGGGUUUCACCGCUCACGCAUGCGCACAAGCGCCAAAUCGCACCGCGCACCUGCGCAGAUACGGCGCUUCAGGUUGCGGGCUUUUCAUGUUGCGAACAGGCCUCUGGAAUGGAUCCUGUUUGCAACCAGAGGUACCACUGUACUGUGUUGCAGAAUUUAUGUAAGUUCUGCUGGUGUCUUCAGCUUUUUACAAUAGCCUCCAACAAUAGCUACCUUUUUACAAUAGCUACCAACCCCAAUUUGUGCAUUUGCAGAGGCAGACACGGAAGCGAAAAUGAAGGACCUGGAGGGGAAGGUCAAAGAGCUAGCAGAGAAAGAGGAAGCAGGUGAGUUGAGGAGGCACCACCUGGUGCAAAAUGUCUGCAUGGAGAACUUGGGCAAUCACUUUUGAAGGCAGCAAUACUUCUGAAUCACUCUCGUGCUCGGAUCCUGUUUGUGGGUUUCCCUAUUGAGGCAACUGAGCGGCCACUGUGAGAACAGGAUGCUGGACUAGGAGGGCCAUUGGCCUGAUCCAGCUAAAGGCUCUUCCUAUGCCCACUCCCCAGCACCUUAAAAAGCAGAGACAUCACCUUGCCAACAAAGGUCCGUAUAGUUAAAGCUCUGGUUUUCCCAGUAGUGAUGUAUGGAAGUGAGAGCUGGACCAUAAAGAAGGCUGAUCGUCGAAGAAUGGAUGCUUUUGAAUUCUGGUGCUGGAGGAGACUCUGGAGAGUCCCAUAGACUGCAAGAAGAUCAAACCUCUCCAUUCUGAAGGAAAUCAGCCCUGAGUGCUCACUGGAAGGACAGAUCCUGAAGCCGAGGCUCAAGAGAUUGACCUCCUCAUGGAAAAGACUCCUGGAAAGAGGUUGGGAAAGAUGGAGGGUACAAGGAGAAGGGGACGACGGAGGACGAGAUGGUGGGACAGUGUUCUCGAAGAGACCAGCAUGAGUUUGACCAAACUGCGGGAGGCAGUGGAAGACAGGAGUGCCUGGCGUGCUCUGGUCCAGGGGGCCACGAAGAGGCGGACACGACUGAACAACAACAACAUGUCCUCUCCCAAUGCUGACAAUCCUCCACCUCCAGGAUGUAAUAAGGCAGCAGCCUGGAGCCCCUGCAGAUGUUUAAUUAUGGGAACCUGCAAUCAGGAUCCGAGCACAAGAGCAACUCUCUCGUCCUGGGGUUUCCAGCAACUGGUGUUCAGAAGCAUCGCUUCCUCUGACUCUGAUGGGAGAGCAUUGCAAUCCUAGUUUAUAGCUAGUGGAAUCAUAUGGGGAAGUUUCAGGAGGGAGGAGAGCAGGGGAUAGAAACCUUUUUCUUUUUAUAAAUGAUAUUUAUUAAGUUUGCCAAUUUAACGAUCCAAUAAAAACCACAUCCAAUCAUUCCAAAUUAAAAUACAACAAAACGCCCAAAGAAGCAUGCCAAAUUAUAAAUCUUUGGGUGACUUCCCACGCUCUGAAGUUCAGGGAGUGAUGAUCUAAUAUUGUUAAUUAAGCAUCCUUAAUUAGUCAGAUAGACCUGAUAAACGGAAGAGGCAGGAAUGAAGAUUUGGAGAUAUGCUUCAGAGGUCCAGACUAUGGGGAGCCCGAAAAAAAUUAAUAAUUACAAUUUGGACUAUAAUUUGGUGGGUUUUUUUAUUUUUAAUUGGAUUAUGAUUCGGAUAUCUUGAUUGGGUGUUUUUAUUGGACAAUCAAUAAAAAUGAUUAAAAAAAAAGAUAGUCCCGAUAAACAUUUCUGAUGUUGAUCCUUCAUUUAUUUUUAACAGUUCUUUUAAACAAGCGGGUUAGUCCUUUGUAGUUCUGUGUGAAAUAUUGUCCUGUAAUCCAACGUUCACUUUCACUUUCUUAAUGCGUCACAGCCAAGAUUGAGAGAGAUGUCGCCUUUUUUGCCAUUGGUGCUGGGCAGAUACCCAAAAUUUCCUCCUGUCAUCUUUUUCCAGCUGCUAGCGAGUUGAUGUUUCUGUAAAAAAAAACCACGCCACAGUUCCCAUCAUAAAUUCUUUUUAUCAUUCCAUUAAAGGUCUUUGCCAGAAUCAUAGCCCAGAUUUCACACAGUCAAUUUUGUAGCGAAACCAUGACAAUAACGACAGCAAGACACCCUUUCAGCCCCGCUUGCUUAUUUCAAACCGUCCUUCAGGAAAGAUUUGCCGAAUAAAACAGCAAAUGCGAAAUAUAUCAAGAGGAAGUAAUGGAGGCUCGCUUCCUCCAACAUACCGAUAGUUGCAAGGAAAGUCCUUCUCCAGGUCGAAUCCUUGGCACCCAGUGGCUGAAUCAGUUAGCAGAGUACUUUAUCUCCCCUAGUUCAGAGCAUGUCUGUUAGCUAAGUCCGAAUUUUAUCUUUAAAAAGCAGGUGUCCGCUGCUCAUGGCGACAGCUUUGGAGAGUUGCCAAAACACACGGUAAAAUGCACACAGCGCCUCCUGCCCCCCACAUUCCUUCAGAGCGGGCGGCAGGUAUCGGACGAUCUGUGGGUGAAGAGUUGGGAGGAUAAUUACUCCCAUAUUAUCCUUGAUUAGCACGAAAAGGAAUGGGUACAGCCAUUCGCCAUGGCAGACAAACAGGAGGUCCCGAUAGAAACCUGCUCCUCCGUGGAGCCUUCGACGUUUUUGCAAAUGUUCCUGGUCUGUGUGCAUUUCCCCCCUCUGAAAGUCAAAUGUGGCUGCCUAACUAGCCACCUCCCCCAGUGUGGUGUAGUGGUUAAGAGCGGUAGUCUCGUAAUCUGGGGAACCGGGUUCGCGUCUCCGCUCCUCCACAUGCAGCUGCUGGGUGACCUUGGGCCAGUCACACUUCUCUGAAGUCUCUCAGCCCCACUCACCUCACAGAGUGUUUGUUGAGGGAGAGGAAGGGAAAUGAGAAUGUGAGCCCCUUUGAGACUUCUUUGGGUAGUGAUAAAGCGGGAUAUCAAAUCCAAACUCCUCUUCUUCUUCUUUUAUGUUUUUUUCCUCUCUCUCUUCGCUCUCACCAGCCAAGACGCAACUCCUGACCCGGCUGAAAGACAUGCAAAAGAGCUUCCGACUCAUGUAUUGCGAGCUCGAGGAUUUCAAGAACAACCGAACAGGUCAGGAGGGGGGCAGCCGGAAAACGGGUGGGGUGGGGGGCUAAAGAGGUGGGAUGUUCUCCCCAGGGACGGGCGGCAAAAAAGUUCCUCAGGCCUUUGACUGAUUAAUAUUCUACAGCCUUUUAAAUGUGCCUUUGGGGGGGGGGUGUAUCAUUUUGCUGUUUUCCUUCAUUUAGCUUCAUGUUUUUAUCCUGUAUUCAUGGUUUUUAUCCUGUGUACUGCCCUGAGAUCUUACAAUGAAGGGCGGUAUAAUAAUAAUAAUAAUAAUAAUAAUAAUAAUAAUAGAAUUUAUAUACCGCCCUGUACCUGGAGGUCUCAGGGCGGUGCACAGAACAAAAUUAAAAUAUAAAACCACAAAAUAUAUAAUCAAAAUAAAAACAACAACCCAAUAAGCCCCCCCCCCAAGCCACAUUUUACAAGGGCAUGGGAUAAUAAUAAUAAUAAUAAUAAUAUUAAAAAAUAAUACGACGUCAGACAUUAAAAACUUCCCUGAACAUGGCUGCCUUCGGAUGUCUUCUAAAAGUCUGGUAGUUGUUGUUCUCUUUGACAUCUGGUGGGAGGGCGUUCCACAGGGCGGGCGCCACCACCGAGAAGGCCCUCUGCCUGGUUCCCUGCAACCUCACUUCUCGCAGGGAGGGAACCACCAGAAGGCCCUCGGAGCUGGACCUCAGUGUCUGGGCUGAACGAUGGGGGUGGAAACGCUCCUUCAGGUCUACUGGGCUGAAGAUGUUGGAGAAUUACAGCGCCUGUUGUGGCUGUAGAGACUGAUAUGGGAGAGAUGUGUUUUGUUGCAACUGAGGCGACUGAAGGUGUCAGGUUGUGCUGCUACAGAUGUACCGUGGCAUUUCUUCUCUUUGUGCUCCUCCCUGCGGUCAUUCCUCCUCUGGUCACUGCUGGGGACACAUGACCUGAUAGUCUGUCUUCUGGCUGAAAUCAGUGGACUUCCGCUGUUUCAUUGGGUCUAUACAGAGUUUGACUAUUGCUCCCUUUAUCUUCCUCCCUUUGUGUUGUCUGAUCUUCCAGCUAACCCAAAGGAAUGUUGUCCGAAAGGGUGGGACUUCUUUCGUAAAAGCUGUUACUGGGAGUCUGGAAAGAGUAAAUCCUGGGAGGAGGCCAAGGUCAACUGUGAAGUCCAAAAUGCCCACCUGGUGAUCAUCGACUCCAUUGAGGAACAGGUAGGUGCCCAGUAGGUUUUGUGUUGGAGAGAGCGGUUUGGAAGAGAUGUGUAGCAGAGUUAGCACUAAAAAAAGUAGUAUAAACACCGACAACUGGGAAACACUGGCUUGCGAGCGCUCCAGUUGGAGAACAGCCUUUACCAAAGGUGUCGUGGGCUUUGAAGACACUUGAACUCAGGACGCAAGGGAGAAACGUGCUAAGAGGAAGGCACGCCUGGCAAAUCCACACCGUGAUCAACUCCCGCCUGGGAACCAAUGUUCCCACUGUGGAAGGACGUGUGGGUCCAGAAUUGGCCUCCACAGUCACUUAUGCACUCAUUGUUAAAACCAUGUUUAUGGAAGACAAUCUUACAAUCUUCGGCUACAAGAGAUCGCCAAAGAAGAUUGCUCCAAGCACAUUGAAACUUGGUUAGAUUUACACCUGCCCACUUCCACCUUUAAACAGAUGUUCCCCACAAAAAUACCUAGGCUAGAAUAAAUCACAGGCGCUUGGCUUUGCAAAUAGGUGAAGGUUUUACUCACAGAGUUCCAGGCAUAACAGCCAACAAGUCACAAUCUGUUGGCAGUAAAGCAAAUCUGUUGGCAGUAAAGCAAAGAAGAAAAAGAUUCCCCCUUGCAAAAUGGCGUUGAAAAUGUGUCAUUAGCGCUAGGGUGCUAAUGCGUUUUCAUUGGGGUUCUCCAAAAAUAAAAAAAUCGAUGUGGAAAUGUAAAGAACUGAAUUUAAGAUGGGGGAAACUGAGAGCAAGUUAAGAGAUCCUUCUGUUUCCCUCCCCUCUGUGCUUUUUUUCCACGCCAGCAAUUUGUGGCCGUCCGUGUGCACCCGCAGUAUAUGUGGAUCGGCUUGACUUACACCAGCGGGAGCUGGAAGUGGGUGGACGGAAGGCCCUAUACAUUUAGCCAAGGGUAAGUUCGCGGGCGGCAGUGUGGCCAACCCAUAAUGCAAUGCGGGGCACGCUAGGGGCUGGUGCCGUAAAGUAGCAGGCCCUGCCAAAGUCCUUCUGGAGCGAAGACUUUGGCCACCUUCACACCAUACGUUCAAAGCCCUGGGGUACAGCUUUAAACAGUCCUGGCUUCCCUCCAGAGGAUUCUGGGAGCUGUGGCAUGUUCGGGAGACUUCCGAGGAACUGUCUGUUCCUCUCACAGAACUACAAUUCCCAGAUUUCCCUGGGAGGAGGGAUUGAUUGUUAAACCACUCUGGGAAUUGCAGAAUAGGGGUCAGCGGGGUCUGCCUCCUCUCCUCCCUCUUUCCUCUUGCAAAUUUAUUAUUAUUAUUAUUAUUAUUAUUAUUAUUAUUAUUAUUAUUUCAAUUUAUACACCGCCAUAUACAUGGAGGUCUCAGGGCGGUUCGCAACAAGACCACAACAUAGAAAAGCAAACCAAAAUUCACCUCUGUUGUUGCAAAUUAUUAUUGUUGUUGUUAUUAUUAUUAUUAAUUCAAUUUAUACACCGCCCUAUGCCCGGAGGUCUCAGGGCAGUUCACAACAAGAGCACAACAUAGAAAAUCAAACCACAAGCAGUAACCCAAUAACCCCCCCCAAGCCACAUUCUAAAAGGAUGUUGGAUGUCAAUAAGAUCAACCAAAGGCCUGGUGAAAAAGGAACGUUUUUGCCUGGCACCUAAAGGUGUAUAAUGAAGGCACCAGGCAAACUUCCCUGGUGAGAGUAUCCCUCAGACGGGGAGCCACCACAGAGAAGGCCCCGUUCUUGCAUUGCCACCCUCCGGACCCCUUGAGGAGGUGGCACAUGAAGAAGGGCCUCAGAAGAUGAUCUUAGGGUCUGGGUUGGUUCUUGAGGUACUGCGAUCCUGAGCCAUUUAAGGCUUUAUAGAUCAAAACCAACACUUUGAAUUGGGCCUGGAAACUAAUCGGUAGCCAGUGCAUUCGGACCAAGAUCGGUGAAAUAUGCUCAAACCGUCUGCUCCAGUGAGCAAUCUGAAUUCUGCACCAGCUGAAGCUUCUGAACCAAAUUACUGCAUAGAUUCUCUAGGCCCCACCCCCUGUGACAUCACUCCUGGACUUCACCAGGGGCCACCCCUAAGACACAGAUAUAGGCCCUGCAGUCUCAGGAUGUGGGGUGCUCCUGACUUGGGAACCCUAAUUGGAGGGCAAUGGUUCAUCAAAGCAUGUGGUUUUAGCCUCAGGCUGAGCCCCUGUCCCUCUGGACCUAGAAUUUCAACCUCUCAACCCCUUUGCUGAGUAACCAAGUAGAUUCCGCGCUCCUGCUUCCCGGGCCUGAACCUGGAGGGGGUUUUGAGGAUCGCAACCCGUGUCUUCACCUCUCCUUUCCCUCCCCGUGCCCCCGUCUAGGGACUGGGUUCCAGGUCAGCCAGAUAACUCUUCCAGCCAUGGACUUUUGGGAGGAGAGAACUGCGUCCACUUCCACAGCGACGGCCGCUGGACCGACGACCACUGCUCUCUCGACUUUGGCUGGAUCUGCGAGAUGGAGAUGACCGAUUAA